Lotus japonicus is the source of this 3264-nucleotide messenger RNA. Its product is annotated as beta-galactosidase 3-like. Gene Ontology annotation, biological process: carbohydrate metabolic process. Gene Ontology annotation, cellular component: vacuole; cell wall. Lineage: Eukaryota; Viridiplantae; Streptophyta; Magnoliopsida; Fabales; Fabaceae. The record is from RefSeq and is a predicted model, not a curated record. The transcript is spliced from 19 exons. Gene Ontology annotation, molecular function: beta-galactosidase activity; carbohydrate binding. The coding region runs from base 267 to 2813 and encodes 848 amino acids.
CUCUUUCUCUUUCUCUCUCUAUUUGGUGGCAAAUAUGAGUGAACUUUGUAGUAACUGACAGCAACACAAUGCCACAACACUUAUAAAUUGGCUAAUUCCUCUCAGAUCGGUGCAUCCAUCAAGGAAUGGACCCUGUUGCUGCUGUCACCAUUCAACCAUUUUCCCACUGAAACCAAAAUCACGAGUCUAGUGAAAAUUUCUUGCUCUCCCUCUACCAUUUCUCUUCCUGCAUUUCAUUCAGACUACAUCUUCAUCAAGAGAAAACCAUGGAAACCACCUCGUUUUCCAAAUUGGUGGUUGCAUUUUGCUUGGCCUUGUGUUUUGGCUCUCAGUUGAUUCACUCCACUGUCACCUAUGACAGAAAAGCCAUUCUCAUCAAUGGCCAAAGGAGAAUCCUUCUCUCUGGUUCCAUACAUUAUCCCAGAAGUACCCCUGAUAUGUGGGAAGAUCUGAUUCAGAAAGCCAAAGAAGGGGGUCUUGAUGUAAUUGAAACCUAUGUCUUCUGGAAUGUUCACGAGCCUUCUCCUGGCAAUUACAAUUUUGAAGGAAAGUAUGAUCUGGUGAAAUUCAUAAAGACAGUUCAAAAAGCAGGGCUUUAUGCUCAUCUCCGCAUUGGACCUUAUGUCUGUGCAGAAUGGAAUUUUGGAGGAUUUCCUGUUUGGCUGAAGUAUGUUCCUGGCAUAAACUUCAGAACUGACAAUGAACCUUUCAAGAGGGCGAUGCAAGGGUUCACUGAGAAGAUUGUUGGAAUGAUGAAGAGUGAGCAACUCUUUCAAUCCCAGGGUGGACCUAUCAUACUCUCUCAGAUUGAGAAUGAGUAUGGGGCACAGAGUAAGUUAUUUGGAGCUGCAGGCCAAAACUAUGUGAAUUGGGCAGCAAAAAUGGCUGUAGAAAUGGGAACUGGUGUCCCUUGGGUGAUGUGUAAGGAAGAUGAUGCACCAGAUCCAGUGAUAAACACGUGUAAUGGCUUCUACUGUGACAAGUUUACUCCAAAUAGAGCCUAUAAGCCUACAAUUUGGACUGAAGCUUGGAGUGGCUGGUUUACAGAAUUUGGAGGUCCAAUUCACAAAAGACCUGUUCAGGAUUUGGCCUUUGGAGUUGCUAGAUUUGUAGCAAGAGGAGGGUCUUUUGUAAAUUACUACAUGUAUCAUGGAGGAACCAAUUUUGGACGAACCGCUGGAGGACCUUUCGUCGCCACGAGUUAUGACUAUGAUGCUCCAUUAGAUGAAUAUGGUUUGAUUAGGCAACCAAAAUAUGGUCAUCUAAAGGAGCUUCAUAGAGCUAUCAAGAUGUGUGAGCGAGCUUUGGUUUCAACUGAUCCAAUUAUUACUUCAUUAGGGGACUUCCAACAGGCUCAUGUGUACUCUACAGAAUCUGGAGAUUGUGCUGCUUUUCUCUCAAACUCUGAUGCAAAAUCCUCUGCUAGAGUGAUGUUCAACAACAUGCAUUAUAGCUUACCUCCUUGGUCUGUCAGCAUCCUCCCUGAUUGUAGAAAUGUUGUCUUCAACACAGCAAAAGUUGGAGUGCAAACGUCUCAGAUGCAAAUGUUGCCAACGAAUAAUCAAAUGUUCCCAUGGGAGAGUUUUGAUGAAGAAAUUUCUUCUCUGGAGGAUGACAGCGCCACAAUCACUGCCUCUGGUCUCUUAGAACAGAUAAAUGUAACACGGGAUACGAGCGAUUAUCUUUGGUAUAUAACUAGUGUUGAUGUAGGUUCAUCUGAAUCCUUUCUACAUAAAGGUGAACUCCCAACUCUCAUGGUUCAGUCUACAGGCCAUGCUGUGCAUGUUUUCAUCAAUGGUCAACUUUCUGGUUCUGGUUAUGGAACGAGGGAGAGUAGGAGGUUCUUAUAUACUGGCAAGGUCAACCUUCAUGCUGGAAAAAACAGAAUAGCUCUGCUCAGUGUUGCCAUUGGACUUCCUAAUGUGGGAAGUCAUUUUGAGACAUGGAACACAGGAAUCCUAGGCCCAGUUGCACUCCAUGGACUUGACCAGGGAAAAUGGGACUUGUCCGGGCAGAAAUGGACAUAUCAGGUUGGGCUGAAAGGAGAGGCCAUGAAUCUUGCUUCUCCAAACAGUAUCUCUUCUGUUGACUGGAUGCAGUCCGCAAUAGUUGUACAAAGAAACCAACCAUUAACAUGGCAUAAGGCCUAUUUCGAUGCUCCGGAAGGAGAUGAACCAUUGGCAUUGGACAUGGAGGGUAUGGGUAAAGGUCAAAUAUGGAUUAAUGGACAGAGUAUUGGAAGAUAUUGGCUUGCAUUUGCUUCUGGUGAUUGCAAUGGUUGUAACUAUGCUGGGUCAUUUAGACCAACAAAGUGCCAACUUGGUUGUGGCCAACCAACCCAACGAUGGUACCAUGUCCCCAGAUCUUGGUUAAAGCCAACUCAAAAUCUAUUGGUUAUCUUUGAGGAACUUGGGGGAGACCCUUCAAAAAUCUCACUUGUGAAGAGAUCAGUGAGCAGUGUAUGUGCUGAUGUAUCAGAGUUCCACCCAAAUAUUAAGAAUUGGCACAUUGAGAGCUAUGGGAAGUCACAAGAGUUCCGUGCACCAAAGGUUCACUUGCACUGCAGUCCUGGCCAGACUAUCUCUUCCAUUAAAUUUGCAAGCUUUGGAACUCCUUUGGGGACUUGUGGGAACUAUGAGCAAGGAGCUUGCCAUUCACCCGCAUCCUAUGCCAUUUUAGAGAAGAAAUGUAUAGGAAAGCCAAAAUGCAUAGUCACUGUAACAAACAGCAACUUUGGGCAAGACCCUUGUCCCAAUGUAAUGAAGAGGUUAUCUGUUGAAGCUGUUUGCACUCCAACAAAUUGGAGGGGUUGAUAAAAGGCAGCACCCUUUUAAGUGUAGUGUGUAGUGACUUAAACUGCAAGGAGAAAAAAGGAAUGAGUAAUAAAAAGGAGUAUAGUUAAAGCUGAAAGUAGUUCACUAGAUUGAGUGCCAUAGUAUAGAAGUAUGAACGUGACACUUAGUUUGAAAUUGUAUUUGGUGAGAUCAAUGGGGUUUGUAUAAAUCACUCAUAGUUAGAUAGGCGAAUCUGAAACCAGAGGGUCUGAAAUUUGGAUCCUUGUGUGUGAAUUUAGAUAACCAGUCCCCGAGCUUUUAACCGGAAAUGGGCACUGGGAAGAGAAAAAAUUAAGCUGGUUUGAUUUGUGUUUUUGUUUGUGUUAAUGGGGUGACUCAUAACACAAAUCAGGUUCAAGUCGGGAGCGGAUCCUACUGUAACCAUCGUUUGAUGAGGUUCAUGGUAAUAGAAGUUCAUUGUUCUUCUGUC